AUGGCGAGUCUGUCGGCAAGCGAGACCGAGUUCCUGGCGGAGCAGGAACUCAUCCUCAUCAUGCCGCAGUUCCACCUGCGUGACAACAAUGGCAUGCUCAACUUCAUUGGCGGCAACUUCGGACCCUUCCAGCCAGGAAUUACCACCCACGUUCCGCUAUGGCUAGCCAUCAUGCUCAAGCAGCUAAACAAAUGCCGAAUCCUACCACCCUCGUGGCUCUCUGUCGACUACCUAACGUCGCAACUGGAACGUGAAAAGAAGAGUGAAGUGUUUGAAGAACUUCCUUUCCACUACCUGGAGGUGGCGUCGCUGCUGCUGAAGAAUGCACCCGACGAUUUGGACCAGGGAGAGCACUUGCGCUCGCUAUUGGAAGACCUGCAGAACGUGCGACAAGACAAGAUCCGCAACGGUCUGACCAAGAUCGCCACCGACGUGCAGGGCGGAGGCACAGCUCUGGCCAUUCAGAUGAACAACAUUUCCGCGCUUGAGAUUAAUUCGAUGCGUGAAUUCAUGCUUGGGGUGACGACUUCUCCCAAUCGCAGUCGCAAUCGCAAUCGCAGUCCCAAGGAAUCUUGGAGUCCUCGUCAGAAAUUGAAAUGGAGCUGGCACCUCAAGAGCAUGGAGCUUAUAACGCUGAGUCCACGCAAGUCAGAUCGUCAUGUGCUUGAACUGUCCCCUACUGGGCUGCUUCCAAACUAA
This is a messenger RNA of Phytophthora infestans T30-4, 699 nucleotides long. RefSeq names its product DNA replication complex GINS protein PSF2, putative. Gene Ontology annotation, biological process: double-strand break repair via break-induced replication; DNA replication. The transcript is spliced from 7 exons. Lineage: Eukaryota; Oomycota; Peronosporomycetes; Peronosporales; Peronosporaceae. Gene Ontology annotation, cellular component: nucleus; GINS complex. The coding region runs from base 1 to 699 and encodes 232 amino acids. The record is from RefSeq and is a predicted model, not a curated record.